CGCGGAACCGAAGACGCGGAACAUUCCUGCGUAGGCGCGGUGGACUUUCCCGAGCAGCAGGUUGGUUGGUCGUGUGAGCAGUGGAGGGAGGAAGAGGAAGAGAGCAAGAGGGAGGAAGGACGUGUUUGUCUCAUGACGUUGCUGGGCUGCUUCAGCCGCACUUUGCCGCCGGACGGAGGUGCGCUGGCCCGGGCAGCUGCUGGGAGGGAAUGGACCGCGGAAAAGAGCCCCUGGAAGCUGGAGUGUGAAGCAGUGAUUUAAGGUUUUGGGGCCAUGGCGGGUUCCUGGGACCUCUGCCGGGCCAUGUGCAUGUCCUGUCUCUCCGAGGAGGAGCAAAAGAACAUUGCCGUGAACAGAGAGAUCAAUCGGCUCCUCGGGAUGCAGAAGAAGAGGGAGCGGCGGGAGAUCAAGAUACUGCUGUUGGGAACUGGGGAGAGCGGAAAAACCACAUUCAUCCGCCAGAUGAGGAUCAUCCACGGACGAGGCUUCUCGGAGGAGGACAGGAAAGGCUUUGCCAAAUGCAUCUUCCAGAACAUCUUUACAGCCAUGAAGGCCAUGACCGGAGCCAUGAGCACGCUCCGGAUUCCCUACUCCAACCCGGAGAACGAGAUCUACGCUACCUGGCUCCAGGAUGUCAACACGGUGCAGAUCACACAGAUGGAGCGAGGCUACGUGGACGCCAUACGCCGUCUCUGGGCCGACUCGGGUAUACGGGUCUGCUACAGCCGGCGCUGCGAGUUCCAACUCUUGGACUCCACGGAGUACUACAUGAACGAUCUGGAGCGCAUCGCCGCGCCAGACUACCUCCCCACAGAACAGGAUGUGCUGAGGGUCCGAUUCCCCACCACGGGCAUCCACGACUACUCCUUCACCAUCAACAGGAUCACACUCAGGAUUGUUGACGUUGGCGGCCAGAAGUCAGAGCGUCGAAAAUGGAUCCACUGUUUUGAGAAUGUCACCUCGCUCAUCUUUCUGGCCUCCCUCAGCGAGUACGACCAAGUCCUGGAAGAGCGACAAGUCAUUAACCGCAUGGAAGAGAGCUUGGCGUUGUUCUACACCACCAUCCACUCGCCAUGGUUCCACAGCACCUCAAUCAUACUCUUCCUCAACAAGACCGACAUCCUGGAAGACAAAAUCCAAACGUCUGACCUGAAGAAGUACUUCCCAGGUUUCACAGGUAGGAGUCAAAACGCGGAGGAUGCCAAAAAGUACAUCUGCAAGAUGUACGAGCUGCAGGCCAACAACGUGGACAAGAGGGAGGAGAAGAAGAUGGUCUACCAGCACUUCACCUGCGCCACCGACACCAACAACAUCCGCAAGGUGUUCAACGACAUUAGGGACACGGUGCUGUUCAAGUCCCUCCGCGAGUACGGCGUCCUAUAAGCAGCCAGAGGAUGGACCAUUUGAGGGUUCUAUUGAAACAUGAAGGAUCAGAAGGCAGUCCUCAUCCUCUGCUGCCAUGAAGAUGAUGAUGAUGGGACUUCACCGAGCCUGAUGGAUUUUUUCAAAUUCUUCUUCUGCAGAAACAGACCAAAUCAGGCAGAUAUGCAACGUUAACAGGAUCCACCCGUUACAUCAGUAAUGGCUGCGCUCAAUAUAAUAUACCACCUUCACAACUUCACGUCUAUUUUCCCUCACAAGCUCCUUUCAUUCACAUAAUUCUACAGUCAGUCCUAUUGAAAUAUCCCGACAUGACUACUAGCAGGAAGAGCAGAGCAUGGAGGGGGAGGAGCCCCCUGCUGUGGCCCAGCAAGGUGCACUGUAUUGGGGCACACGCUCAGAGCAGCCGGCGUGACGCCACAGAGAACUCUGGCAAACCUUUUACACUUUUCAAAUAUGUUUCAGGUCCGUGCUCCAGCUCCGUGUUUGUCCCCGUGUUUUGCCUGUCCUACAAUGUUCUAGAAUAUAUAGAAUGUUCUAAUUUGCAUAUCGUUCGCAUAUGAUGUCGUGAAAUGUUGCAGGAAAAAAACAAUCUUAUAGUAGAGGUGAAAAAACACCUUAACUACGUUUAGAACUACAAAUAAACUUUUUUUCUUA
Messenger RNA from Doryrhamphus excisus (bluestripe pipefish), 2037 nucleotides. It is a transcript of the gene gna15.1, whose product is annotated as guanine nucleotide binding protein (G protein), alpha 15 (Gq class), tandem duplicate 1. NCBI's taxonomy places the organism in Eukaryota, Metazoa, Chordata, Actinopteri, Syngnathiformes, Syngnathidae. Gene Ontology annotation, cellular component: cytoplasm; heterotrimeric G-protein complex. Gene Ontology annotation, biological process: phospholipase C-activating dopamine receptor signaling pathway; adenylate cyclase-modulating G protein-coupled receptor signaling pathway. Gene Ontology annotation, molecular function: G protein-coupled receptor binding; GTPase activity; guanyl nucleotide binding. The record is from RefSeq and is a predicted model, not a curated record.